UUUUUUUUUCUUUUUAUUCUUUUUUGGAAUAAAAUAAAAAAAUAAAAAUAAACGCGCUAUUAUUAAAAUAAAAAAAAAGGAAGGAAUGCGUCAACAAGGACGAACAGAAUAUUUACCUGGUACAACUGUAUUUGCAAAACUUAAAGGAUAUCCCUGGUGGCCAGCAAGGAUUGAAGCGGACGGAACUGUACCUGCUAAAGUAUUAAAACAAAAGUCUAGAACAAAAGGUGCUCUUUACACCGUGUUUUUCUUUGGUUCUAGAGACUAUGGUUUCUUUGGACCAGAUGCUAUUCGACCUUUUGAUGCCAAGGAUGUUGAAAACGAUUUAAAGGAAAAGAAGUUUAAAACAAAGGAUUUGGAAUUGGCUGUUCGUCAAGCAUUAAACCCUUCUCUGUUAACACAAGAAGAAGAGGAAGAGGAAAGGGAAGAGGAAGAAGAAGAGGAGGAAGAAGUAAAAGAGGUACGAAAGAAGGUAGCAAAGACGACAAAGAAAGCAACACAGAAAAAAAAGGAUACAUCACUACCACCACCGCCAACAUUAACAACAACAACAACAACAAAUGCAACAACAAAGAGACGAAGUCGUAAUUUACAUCUUGAAGACAUGGAAGAUGACACUGGUGCACUUGACAAUCAGAAAAAGAGACGCAAGUCCAUGUCGAUUGAAAAGGAAGAUGAAGGCCGUGAUUCACCCAUGGUGGAAAGCAGUAGUCAUAAAGAGGAGUACAAAAAGUCUCCGGAAUAUAAAAAGGUAUACCACAUCAGACACAGAUUACAGCGUCUGGUAUAUAACAAGAAAGAGGGUGAGAUUCCAAAGGAAGACUAUGCCAAAAUCCUGCAAGUCGUCAAGGAAAUUGAGGAGGCACCCAUGACAUAUAACCUCUUAAAAGAUACCAAGAUUGGCAAAGUUGUCAAGGCAGCCUGUUUAUAUCCCUUUGAAGACGAUACAACCAUUAAGGAUCGCUGUCACCAACUAAUGAGAAACUGGAAGCAAAUCUUUAUCACACCCCAAACUGACAACAAGGAUACAACAAUGAUGGAAUCAUAAUAAAUAAAAUAAAAAUAAAAA
This is a messenger RNA of Mucor mucedo, 1069 nucleotides long. RefSeq lists its product as uncharacterized. The record is from RefSeq and is a predicted model, not a curated record. Lineage: Eukaryota; Fungi; Mucoromycota; Mucoromycetes; Mucorales; Mucoraceae. The transcript has 6 exons. Gene Ontology annotation, cellular component: nucleus. Gene Ontology annotation, molecular function: double-stranded DNA binding; transcription coregulator activity. Gene Ontology annotation, biological process: regulation of transcription by RNA polymerase II. Bases 86 to 1048 code for a protein of 320 amino acids.